GCGUGAGCUGGGUUUAAAUCAUUGUUUGAAUUGUACGGGUUAUGAGCGUUUAUAUAAGAAUCACCACGUUUGUCGUUUCGAAACAAAUUAACGGAUAUCAGUGUUUAUUUAUUUAAAGUUUGCGUCAGAACUCGAUUCGCUGAUAUAAAGGCGCCAUGUUACGAAACAUCGGCAAUGUCGCCUGCUUCACCAUUGUCCUCAUGACGUCACACCACGUGACCGGACAGGCGCAUGACGUGGCACAAUUGAACAGAAGGCUGACGAUAAUCAGUAAUUCUGUUGAAUACGAUAUCGCCGACAUCCGUCACGAGGUCAUGGAUCUGAAGAUGAUUGUCGAGCAGAUUGUUGGCGGUAAGAGGAACACUAGCGAUGGAUCCGUUGUUGGCCAGGGAAUAACAGAUCUUAAUCAAAGAGAGAUUACAGAUCUAAAUAAUAAGUUGAAUGCACAUGAAAGCCGACUGAACAGAUUAUUUAGUACUGUCAACGAAAUUCAAGUUGAAAAUACGUCACUUAAAAAUAAAGUACACCAAUGUUUCGAGGAAAAGGAAAAUGGCGAUAAAAAUGAACCUCUCAAAUUGAAGUCAGGGAUUGAAACUAAAUUCGACGCCAUAGUCAACGUUCUUCAAAUGAAGUUUGAAGAAACCGCAGCGGCGAUGAUGAAAGGUUACAAGGACCUGAAGACGCACGUGAACGCGAAAGUCUCUGCGGUCGAUCAAAUAAAUAAUCUUGCCCAGUCAGUUAUCUCCGAACAAAACAAACUGAGUACGAGGCUUGACCAGGCAGUGAACAAGCUCGAAGUCAACGAAUUGGUCGAGAAAAGGGAGAGAAACGAAUUGAUCAAUAACUUAAAAUCUGAACUUCUCCUGUUGAACGCAGGCGUUGAAACUAAAUUCGACGACAGAGUCAACGCUCUUCAAAAUAGGUUUGAAGAAUCCACAAUGGCGAAUUUGGCAGGUUACAAAUAUCUGGAAACGCACAUGUCCGUUCAAAUGAAAAAUAUUACCCAGUCGGUGAUCUCCGAACAAAACAAACUGAGUGCGAGGAUGGACCAGGCAGAUGAGAAGCUCGUAAGACUGGAUGGUGGAGUGAACAAGCUGGCUGACUUUUCGAGAAUUAUUGAAGAGCUGAAAGCAAAGACUGACAAGUGCUGCAUAGAUUGCGGAGACCCAACACCAGACCAUGGUACAGUAAACACUACAGAAACAACGUUUGGAACUGUUGUUCAAAUAUCAUGCAAUCACGGUUACGUACUGAGCGGCGAGAACAUCGCAAAAUGCAAUGCAGACUCUGUCUGGUCUGAAUUAGCCACGUGUAACCCAUAUGACUGCGGUAGCGCUGCACCAGCAAAUGGUGUAGCCAAAGCUCCCAAUGGCACUACCUACCAGAAGCAGGCUACUGUGCAGUGUAACCCAGAGUACACACUAAACGGCUCAUCAGUGAUAGAGUGCACUGCAACCGGCUGGAAUGACUCUGUCUCAUGUGUUAUACAAAAGCCAUACGGACUCGCAAAGACGGAUCUGGUUUUCAUUGUGGGCGCCAGCACGAGCGUCACGGACGCCAAUUUCCAGAAGAUGCGAGAUUUUCUCAAAGAAUUCCUCUCCAACGCCGACAUCGACUCUGGUUCUAUUCGAGUCGGCAUAAACCUCUACAACACCGAGGUUCAAAUCGAGUUCCAUUUAAACAGGUACAGAACAUCUCGUGACACCUUGGCGGCUGUUGACCGCAUACCGUACAUCAAAGGCUCGGCCAACACUGCCGACGCGCUGAAGUCGAUGUCCGAGGUUAUGUUCUCGCCCGCAAAUGGUGACAGGCCGGACGCCCCGAACGUGUGCAUCCUGUUGACGGAUAGCGUGUCGAACAUUAACAUACGUCGAACGAUACCGGAAGCGGUAGCAGCCCGAGCCAAGGGUAUCCACCUGUACGUGAUCGGUAUCGCCCUCCAAGACACGCGGGAGGUGGACGCCAUAGCCUCGCCGCCGGCUGCCGACAACAGCUUCCACGUGGAGACAUUCGACCAACUGAAAGGCCUGCAUAAGACGAUAUUCAGCGCCUCAUGCCCAGGAAUGAAGAAAUGUUCCGCUGAUGAAUAUUUGGUCAAAAAUGACUCGAUUUUGUCCGUUUCGUCUCAAUGGGAUCAAAAUGAGCCCGAUAAGUUUGGGGCUGACCAGGGGCGCCUUAAUUCCACGGAAACGGGAGAGGGAACAUCAUUCAGAGCAGGGAUAUGGGCGGCAGGUGUUGCGGAUACAAAUCAGUACAUCCAGGUAAACUUCUCAGCUCCGAAAAUAAUCACCGGCAUUGAAACGCGUGGCAGACCCAUAUCUCAGAAUCUUCAGAUUCCCCAAUGGGUGACGCAGUACCGAUUCAUGUACAGCAGAGACUGUGAGACCUUCAACACUUACACGCACACGAAUGGAUCCGACAUGUUAUUUGAUGCAAAUGAGGACGGGAACACCAUACGACCCAAUAAACUACCUUACCCAGUGCUAGGUCUGUGUGCCAGAGUGAAUCCAACACAGUGGCACGUUCAUAUCUCUAUGCAAUUUGAUGUCAAGGGUUGCGGUGGACCAAUUUGGGUGCUCUGUAAUCAACUGAGUCAUGCACCAAGCGCCCUGUGCAGUCCUGAAUGUCAAAACGGAGGGACGUGUGUAUCACCUGACACAUGUCGUUGCCCUGAUGGAUUUGAUGGACUACGUUGUCAAAACGAGAGAAAGUGUUCCGUUGAUGAAUAUUUGGUCACGAAUGACUCGACUUUGUCCGUUUCGUCGCAAUGGGAUCAAAAUGAGCCCGAUAAGUUUGGGGCUGACCAGGGGCGCCUUAAUUCCACGGAAACGGGAGAGGGAACAUCAUUCAGAGCAGGGAUAUGGGCGGCAGGUGUUGCAGAUACAAAUCAGUACAUCCAGGUAAACUUCACUGUUCCGAAAAUAAUCACCGGCAUUGAAACGCGUGGCAGACCCAUAUCUCAGAAUCAUCAGAAUCCCCAAUGGGUGACGCAGUACCGAUUCAUGUACAGCAGAGACUGUGAGAUCUUCAACACUUACACGCACACGAAUGGAUCCGACAUGUUAUUUGAUGCAAAUCAUGACGGGAACACCAUACGACUCAAUCAACUGCCUUAUCCAGUGCUAGCAUUGUGUGCCAGAGUGAAUCCAACACGGUGGCAAGUUCAUAUCUCCAUGCAAUUUGACGUCAGGGGUUGCAAUGGACCAAUAUAGAAAUAAAGAAAAAUUGCAUAUUUAUUAUUUUGUUAUCAAUGUAUUGCUCGUUUUGAAAAGUGUCUACAACAAUAACGUCUGAAUCAACAUUGUUUUUGUUCUUUGCUUCAACUCACUACGCUAUUUAAAAUUAUAUUCGGAACGAAUUACAAGACAUGCCGAUAUAAUAUUAGUUAAUUGUUGGGGAAGUAUGGACAACAUGUUAAACUAACGAGAUAUUAAUUCAUUACAUGUAUUUGUUAACAGAACAGGUGUUGAGCAUGCUUUUUGUUAUGGUUUAAUUGGCAUCUACUAGAAAUUAAAAAGUAAGGCCGAAAAUAAAUUAUUCUUUUUAGAAUUCAACCAUAAUUCAAACAUAAGUACAACAUGCACAUUUAAACAAUUUCACAGUAUUUGUUUCACAAUUAGCUGAAGUUUCUACAUUGGAGGCGUGCGAUUGUCGUUGACCGUUUAUGUGGGCUUAAAAAACAACAAUCAUAUUUUAUUUUGCUAAAAAAUAAUAAUUAUUACAUUGUAUUUACAGACUUUACAGACUUUAUACCAAACAUUAGCCAUAGUAUUAUCCCAUAUUUGUGUUCAAUUCUAACGUGUUUGUCAAAUAAAUGUAUAACUUGUUAUUAUUCAGAUUAUUGAAACACUUAUGUAAACAAUUAUGUAAUAUGUAUUUCGCAGCGGAGGAAUGUUUACACUUGCAGUAGGUUUGCAUCCAAUAAAGUAUAAGUUGAA
Molecule: messenger RNA, 3938 nt
Organism: Dreissena polymorpha
Lineage: Eukaryota; Metazoa; Mollusca; Bivalvia; Myida; Dreissenidae
Exons: 14
Coding region: 156-3212 (1018 amino acids)
Source: RefSeq, a predicted model, not a curated record